UAACUGCCAUCGUAAUGAGCGGGAACAUUUGAUUUAAAUAGCGUUGGUGCGGUGUGUCCCUCGCGCUCCGCCGUAGCCGGCCUUAUCACGGCGCACCGGAAGAGAAGCCGUCCUUUCCCCCGCAGACUCCAACAUGGCCAGAGGACCGAAGAAGCACCUGAAGCGCGUCGCAGCGCCGAAGCACUGGAUGCUGGACAAGCUGACCGGAGUGUUUGCUCCUCGUCCUUCCACCGGUCCCCACAAGCUGAGGGAGUGCCUGCCCCUCAUCAUCUUCCUGAGGAACCGCCUCAAGUACGCCCUGACCGGAGAUGAGGUGAAGAAGAUCUGCAUGCAGAGGUUCAUCAAGAUCGACGGCAAGGUCCGCACCGACGUCACCUACCCUGCUGGGUUCAUGGACGUGAUCAGCAUCGAGAAGACCGGCGAGCACUUCCGUCUGAUCUACGACGUGAAGGGACGUUUCACCGUCCACCGCAUUACCGCCGAGGAGGCCAAGUACAAGCUGUGCAAGGUGAAGAAGCUGAUGGUCGGCACUAAGGGAAUCCCUCACCUGGUGACCCACGACGCCCGCACCAUCCGCUACCCCGACCCCCUCAUCAAGGUCAACGACACGAUCCGCAUCGACCUGGAGACUGGCAAGAUUACAGACUUCAUCAAGUUUGACACCGGUAACCUCUGCAUGGUCACCGGAGGUGCUAACUUGGGGCGUAUCGGCGUGAUCACCAACAGGGAGCGUCACCCCGGCUCCUUCGACGUGGUUCACGUCAAGGACAGCACGGGCAACAGCUUCGCCACCAGGCUCUCCAACAUCUUCGUCAUCGGCAAGGGUAACAAGCCGUGGGUGUCCCUGCCCAGAGGAAAGGGAAUCCGUCUGACCAUCGCCGAGGAGAGAGACAAGAGGCUCGCCGCCAAGCAGGGCAGCAGCUAAAGAGACGAGCUAACAGCUGGUUUUCAAAUAAACUGUUAUUUACAAAACACG
Larimichthys crocea (large yellow croaker) is the source of this 976-nucleotide messenger RNA. It is a transcript of the gene rps4x, whose product is annotated as ribosomal protein S4 X-linked. Gene Ontology annotation, biological process: translation. Lineage: Eukaryota; Metazoa; Chordata; Actinopteri; Sciaenidae. The transcript has 7 exons. Gene Ontology annotation, molecular function: RNA binding; structural constituent of ribosome. The coding region runs from base 134 to 925 and encodes 263 amino acids. Gene Ontology annotation, cellular component: ribosome; cytosolic small ribosomal subunit. The record is from RefSeq and is a predicted model, not a curated record.